Messenger RNA from Zingiber officinale, 2274 nucleotides. RefSeq names its product auxin transporter-like protein 2. The record is from RefSeq and is a predicted model, not a curated record. NCBI's taxonomy places the organism in Eukaryota, Viridiplantae, Streptophyta, Magnoliopsida, Zingiberales, Zingiberaceae. Gene Ontology annotation, cellular component: plasma membrane. The transcript has 6 exons. Bases 673 to 2148 code for a protein of 491 amino acids.
GUUCAUGGUAUGGCAGCGGCUGAUAACAAUAGCCACUUCUUAUCUUCCUCUAUUUCCAUGGUCCACCACCACGCCCAAAACCAUGGAGUAUCUCUGCUGCAUCUCCCAGUGCCAGUCCUUAUGGGAUGGGAGGAAGAAUGAUGUUUAAUCUAAAGCAAAACUUGUGAGGAAAGCAACUUGUGAGCUUUUAUUCCAUGGAAUAUGUUAAAAAAAAGGGGUGCAGUGGUAGCUUGAACGGCCAUGAGUGCAAUUAAAGGCGAACUUCCAUUGACAACUCUUCGGCAAUUGGCAGAAGGUGAAACGGAUGCGCUGACCACUCUCUUUUUUUACAGUCAGCGAGGAGAAGAAGCAGAUCUUAUGAGUCUAUUUCUGACAAGCUUUGGCUUCUAUUUAGCUGCUGCUCUGUGUAUGUGAGAGAUGUGAGAGAGAAGUGUGAAGAAAGCAAAGGUAGGAAGUCAUCCAUCCGCCUUCUUUGUUGCGUCUCUUUCUUUCCUUCUUUUACUUCUCACUUUUCCAUCGCGUUCAGAGUUGGAACCAUCUUCGCCUAACUUUGUGAAUUGACUGCAAAUCUCGGGAGUGGAGGGGGAACUUGAUCCCUACUUAAUUUAGCUCUCCGGCGAGAGGUUGCAAUCCUGCUUAAUUCUGAAGGGAGAAGAGAGGAGGCAGGGGAAGAUGCUGCCGCAGAAGCAGGCGGAGGAGGCCGCGGCCAUAGUCGCGGGAGACAUUGCUCCCUUUGACAAUGAGACCGAAAGGGAGAACGGGAGCGGCGGAUACGGCAAGGAAGAGGAGGAUACCUCUGUGUUCAAAGUUAGGAGCCUCCUCUGGCACGGCGGCUCUGCCUGGGACGCCUGGUUCAGCUGCGCUUCCAAUCAGGUGGCGCAGGUGCUGCUUACGCUGCCUUACUCGUUCUCGCAGCUGGGCAUGGUGUCUGGAGUAAUCCUCCAGAUCUUCUACGGUUUCCUCGGCAGCUGGACGGCUUACCUCAUAAGUGUCCUCUACGUCGAGUACCGCUCGCGAAAGGAGAAAGAAAACGUCAGUUUCAAGAACCACGUUAUCCAGUGGUUCGAGGUGCUCGACGGUCUCCUGGGGCCGUACUGGAAAGCCGCCGGCCUAGCCUUCAACUGCACCUUCCUCCUCUUCGGCUCCGUGAUUCAGCUCAUCGCCUGCGCUAGCAACAUUUACUACAUCAACGAUCAUUUGGACAAGAGGACAUGGACGUACAUCUUCGGGGCCUGCUGCGCCACCACCGUCUUUAUUCCUUCCUUCCACAAUUACCGGAUUUGGUCCUUCCUCGGCCUCGCCAUGACCACUUACACCGCCUGGUACCUCACCAUUGCUGCCAUCGUCCACGGCCAGGUCGACGGCGUCGUACACUCGGGUCCCACCAAACUCGUGCUCUACUUCACCGGCGCCACCAACAUCCUCUACACCUUCGGCGGUCACGCCGUCACCGUGGAGAUCAUGCACGCGAUGUGGAAGCCCCAAAAGUUCAAGUACAUAUACCUGCUGGCGACGCUGUACGUGUUCACGCUGACGCUUCCGUCGGCAGCGGCGGUAUAUUGGGCGUUCGGCGAUCAGCUUCUGACGCACGCCAACGCGUUCUCGCUGCUUCCGGCGUCCAGGUGGCGAGACACGGCGGUGAUCCUGAUGCUGAUCCACCAGUUCAUCACCUUCGGCUUCGCCUGCACGCCGCUGUAUUUCGUGUGGGAAAAGGUCAUCGGGGUGCACGCCACCACGAGCAUCUGCCUCCGCGCAAUCGCCCGCCUACCCAUCGUCGUCCCCAUCUGGUUCCUCGCCAUUAUCUUCCCCUUCUUCGGCCCGAUCAAUUCCGCCGUCGGCGCACUCCUCGUCAGCUUCACCGUCUACAUCAUACCCUCAUUGGCCCACAUGCUCACCUACCGCACAUCAUCCGCGAGACAGAAUGCGGCAGAGAAGCCGCCCUUCUUCCUACCGAGCUGGACGGCGAUGUACAUGUUGAACGCGUUCGUGGUGGUGUGGGUGUUGGUGGUGGGGUUCGGGAUCGGCGGAUGGGCGAGCAUGACCAACUUCAUCAGGCAGGUGGACACCUUCGGGCUCUUCGCCAAGUGCUACCAGUGCCCCAAGCCGCAGCCGCCACUCGCCGCUGCCCCGCAGCAGCACCACCGCUGAUGAGACGGUUCAGUCGCCACACAGUUGAUUGCAUAGUUUGAUUGCCUGUAAUAUACUCAAAGAAAGGGAAUGCUCAUGUGUAACGAACUUGUUAGUAGUUCAUCUUUCUUCUGCCCCUUCAGGUCA